Molecule: messenger RNA, 1270 nt
Organism: Patella vulgata (common limpet)
Lineage: Eukaryota; Metazoa; Mollusca; Gastropoda; Patellidae
Exons: 4
Coding region: 34-1173 (379 amino acids)
Molecular function (GO): catalytic activity
Source: RefSeq, a predicted model, not a curated record
UCAUUGAGGACGAAACACGUAUGAAGAGGAAAAAUGACACUAUUGACUAAACUAUAUUGCAUAUUUCUAAUCAUUUUCUGUAUUCAUGGGAAAAAGUGUUCCAAGAAAGCAACAAUUGCUACGUUCAAUACUGGCUUAACGCCCAGAUUAUCAGAGUAUGAAGUUCGGAGGAAGAUGAUUCCGGCAGUGGUUGCAUCACUCAAUGCAGAUGUGAUAUGUUUGCAAGAGUUGUGGUUUGAAGAUGACAUAAAAAGUGUGACAGAAGCGGCAGCUAAUGAAAAGUUUGAUUCGUACAGCUCGUUAAAUUCAGCGGUAAAUCCGAUUAGCACGAAAACUAGUUCACUUUGGACUCGGACUUUGCAAGCAAUUUCGGAUACACCGUGUCUGACAUGGCGGUUAUUGCCGUUUUUAACGUGUCAGUUUUGGUAUUGUCGAAGCAAGGGUAAGAUGGAGUUACUUCAGUGUAUGAUGAAGAACUGUUUGUCGUACGUUAACGCCAUGCCACAAGAAUGUUUAUCCUGCAUUGUCAUUGGAUAUGCUGACCCUAGCACUGGCGUUGGAAGAUGUGUACCACUCUUUCACAAGUACAGACGAUUCAAUAAUCAAGGAUUGUUACUUUUGAGUAAAAUGAAAAUAAUAUCUGCCAGAAAACAAACUUUUAUAGACGAAAAAGUGAAGGAAAUUCUACCAAGAGGUUACAUCGAAGCCAAGAUCGAUGGUAUAGGUACAGUAAUAUGCACCCAUCUGACAACUAAUUUCAGCUCCACAAAAUAUGAAUAUAAUCUCAAAUAUUCGAGUCCAAAAGAGCAACAUGCUGAUGAAAUAAGCCAUCUGUGUGAAACGUUCAAGUACCGACACGGAAAGCAUAUCAUAAUGGGAGAUUUGAAUACUGGACCAUUAAGCGAGAAAAGAGAUCUAUGGGGAGACUUUCCAAACAACUAUAAAAUGUUUCAUAGAUGUGGGUAUACAUCCUCGUAUGAAGAGAAUAACGGAACAUGUACAUAUUGCACUUACAAUAGUAUACAGAAUAACACAACUAGAGGAAAACUACUAGAUCAUAUUCUGCUGACUGGGCAAUCUUACAAAAAUCCAAAGAAAAUAUUUACCCGGAGAAGAAAAGGCAAAAAUUUAUCCGAUCAUUUUGGUAUUCAGGUCGACGUUUGCUUUGAUUAAUUUUGAUUUACAUUAUCACAUUUUCACAAAUUGCUUUUCGGAAAAUCAAGUGGGAAUAUAUUAUUUGGUUUUUAUAAAAUAAAGUGUUUGUAUCUUU